AUGGCAGCCAGAAAAAACAAAUCGGAAGGUUUAAUUAAAGAUUUAUCAUACGUAGAUUUCGAGACUAGUGAAGAUGUCGAAAUACUCACUGCGUUCGAUAAUAUGCAUCUCCGGGAAGAUCUCGUUCGUGGUAUUUACUCAUACGGUAAGUCUCUUAACCGUUAAGACUUGUGUAUACUACUUGCCUAUGCAUUACUAAUAUUGUGUUAUUUCAAUGGGGUUUUUUUGUAGGUUUCGAACGCCCAUCGGCUAUACAACAAAGAGCUAUCAAACCGAUGAUCAAAGGACGCGAUGUCAUAGCCCAAGCUCAGUCUGGUACGGGUAAGACAGCGACAUUUUCAAUUGCUAUGCUGCAAUCCAUUGACACUCAAUUAAGAGAUACUCAAGUUUUAUGCUUAUCACCUACCAGAGAACUUGCU
Messenger RNA from Cinara cedri, 419 nucleotides. NCBI's taxonomy places the organism in Eukaryota, Metazoa, Arthropoda, Insecta, Hemiptera, Aphididae. The record is from the annotation of a GenBank genome assembly.